GCUCGUGCCGCAAUCCACGUAUACACACGGUACGACGGCGUGGGGCGCGCAACACAACAGAACAAUUACGGCCCAUAUUAUUCCGUCGGCACACGCCUCCGUCCAUCGAUCCUCGUCGUACAGCUACUCCUGUCCGUUCAUCAGCGCGUGUCGGAGACCUCUUCGCCGGCAGGCCGUCCAUCCUACAUUUCUCACGUCGUCCCGAUCACCGCCAUCGCUGUAGCGGCAUUCGUUCUAACAUUUCGCCGGCCUCCCGGAACCAGGUUAUCAUCGCCGCUGCAAUCGAUUCGCACACGUCGUAGGACAUCAUUUUUGUCUCCUUUCAUCCAACUCGGCUGCCCUGGUGACGUUACGAUUGUCAAGCAGCAGCAGCAGCGCAAUGAGCGCCAUCGCAAUCAACGUAGCAACCACUACGGCCAUAGCAGUAGACACGACCACUGCCGUCAAAUAGCAUUGUGUGUGCUUACUGCCGCUUGAGAACACGUGGAAAUUAAAAAAAUAAAAAUUGACAUCAUACUUCUACCAAAACAAUAAUAUACAGUACUUCAAUACUACUUCUGUUACUAUUGGAAUAGAAACUAACUCUAUCAAGUUACUUAUCAUAGUGAUAUCAUUAAAUUGAGUUACAGAAUUUUCCUUACUAUCCAUCAUCAAAUAAUAUUUGGAGCUUGUGUCUAUAGUACAAUGAUUCCAUUGUCUUCAUCAGCAUCCCAGAGGAAAUCUAGCGUUGCUGCUAAAAUGACAAGCAGUAAUUCUUCUGGUGCAACUUCGGCUGCUAGCCUCAUAGCUAAAAUCAAAGGAGCAUUGCGCUCAGUUGUGUCAGAUUCAAAUGCCCGCAACCUUAUGGGCUUUCUGGUAUUAAACUUUUUGUUUGCUUUCGUUGAACUCGCUUAUGGCAUGUGGACCAACAGCCUAGGACUUAUAUCAGACUCGUUUCAUAUGUUCUUUGAUUGCACUGGUCUAGUUGCUGGGCUUGCUGCUCAAGUUGUGAGCCGGUGGCCAGCUGAUGACUCAUUUGCGUACGGUUACAAGCGCGCUGAGGUGCUGGCUGGAUUUGUCAAUGCAUUGUUCUUAUUGUUCAUCGCCUUUUUCAUACUGACAGAAGCUGUCGAACGGGCCAUUGAACCUCCCGAGGUACAUCACAACCGACUGUUAGUGGUCAGCAUACUGGGGCUGCUGGUCAAUCUUGUCGGCAUAUAUGUCUUUCAGCACGGUGGUAGCCACGGACAUAGUCAUGGUGGCAGCCAUGGACAUAGUCAUGGUGGUGGUGGUGGACACGGUCACAGUCACGGCAGUUCUAGUAUCCAUGGGCACAGCCAUGACGACGGACAUCACCAUUCAACUGAGGACCCAUACCACAAGUUUAGUCAAGUGUCCAUAUCUAUGGGAAGCAGCGGCCACCAGCAAAACAGCACAUCGAUGGCACCACCGGUGCCAAUCACCGGCCACAACCAUCAGAACCACUUAAUGAAAGGUGUGUUGCUCCACAUUCUUGCUGAUACCCUGGGCAGUGUGGGCGUCGUCAUCUCGGCACUGUUAAUGCGUGCAUUCGGAUGGAUGCGCGCGGACCCGGUGUGCUCGAUAUUCAUCGCCGUUCUGGUGGCUGCCUCUGUUUGGGGAUUACUUCGUGACUCGGCUCGCAUUUUAAUGAUGCGCACUCCCAUCGAGCUGGACGACGAGCAGCGUGUACUGGAUGCCUGUUACGGCAUGUUGCACCGAUACCACCCGGCCGUGAUGGGCGUCCAAGAACCGCGAUUCUGGACGCUGUGCGCAGAUACUUACGCGGGCAGCAUUAAGAUCGAAGUGCGGUCAGCACUGGCCAGUGUAUCUGCUGGUGGCGUGCCCAAUUCCGUGAUGGCCAACGAUUAUGCCUCUUCGAUGUCACCAAUUUCACCAUUAUACGCCUUCAAUUCGCAGGACUCUCAAUAUGCAGCAAAGGUGUUGCAUGACCGUGACCAAUUCACCAGAGGUCUAGUGCGGUACGCGGAACAAGUUUUUGGUGCCGUAGGAGUACGGCACCUUUAUGUUCAGAUUGACUACACGGCCGAAGACGCACUCAGCGGUGUUAAUGGUCUGCUGAACCACAAUGCACAUCACCAUGUCAACGACGUGCAACAACAGAAUCCCUAUACAACCACCACUAGCAGCUUACUAGAUCAUCCACAGCAGCAGCAGCAGCAGCAGCAACAACAACUAUUCCAGACAUACAACAAUCAGUCUCAGCAACAGCAACAACCACAAUACACCAAUCCAUUGCUCAUGAUGUAGUACCAGUAGAAAUGUCGAAACAGAAACGUUGAAGAAAGCAACUACUGACAGCUAUAUUUAUGAUAUGGUGCAAACAAACAAAUUCUACCUAUUUUAUUAUUACAUUAAACGUUAAUUAUUCAAAUAAUUAUUAAACGCAUUCCGUUAUCAUGUAUAUAUAAUAUACUGUAUCCAAAAUAAACAAGACUUUUUGUUUGUA
This is a messenger RNA of Sipha flava (yellow sugarcane aphid), 2467 nucleotides long. RefSeq names its product zinc transporter 7 (gene ZnT86D). Gene Ontology annotation, molecular function: zinc ion transmembrane transporter activity. The record is from RefSeq and is a predicted model, not a curated record. Gene Ontology annotation, cellular component: Golgi apparatus; membrane. The transcript has 2 exons. Gene Ontology annotation, biological process: zinc ion transport; transmembrane transport; intracellular zinc ion homeostasis. NCBI's taxonomy places the organism in Eukaryota, Metazoa, Arthropoda, Insecta, Hemiptera, Aphididae. Bases 685 to 2268 code for a protein of 527 amino acids.